AUGCAAAAUAAUUAAAAUUAAGGAGACCAACCGUCAAUUAAUUAGACAUUAGAGCCUGGCAAAUAUGAAUUUAAGUUUGGUGUUCACAAGAAUUAAGUGGGUUUAAAGUUAUAGCAAUAACUAAAUGUAAAUGGAGGUGAUGUAUUUUCUUUAAGAUACGAUCAAGAUGAUCAAUAUCUUGCUGUAGGGAUGUCAGAAGGAUUGAUUCAUCUUUAUAACUAAAAUAAAUUUGUACAUACUCUUGAAUAAUUCUAAACACCUGUAACUGCUUUAAGAUGGAGACCAAAUUAUGGUUUAAAGGCAAAGGGGAUAUUGGUAUCAGCAAAUGCAGAGGGACACAUAAUUCAUUGGCAUGCACAUUCAGGGAAAUAAUUACACAAAAUUGUAGAAGAGAAUAACAGUGUUUUAUGUUUGGACUUUAAUUUUGAUGGAAGUUUGUUUGCAACUGGAGGCAAGGAUUUUUGUGUUAGAAUCUACGAUGAUGACAUAAAAAGUGUGUAGCAUCAAUUUUAAUAAGCUGAUUGGGGUUAGAAGGGUCAUGCAAAUAGAGUUUUUGUUGUAAAAUUCAUACCAGACUAACCUAAUAUUCUUAUAUCAGGGGGAUGGGAUGCAAAUAUUUUGAUUUGGGAUAUUAGAGAGAAGUAAUGUGUAGGUCAAUUUUAUGGGCCAUCAUUAUCUGGAGAUUCCCUUGAUUUCUCAGUUAAGAGAUAGUUGAUAUUGACUGGAUCACAUAGAACAGAAAAUUAAGUAUAAUUAUGGGAUUGGAGAACUAGAAAACUUUAUUAAGAAAUAUUUUGGACUGGAUCUUAAUCGGAUGACAAUAGAUCUUAUUAUAUAUAUGCAACUUAGUUUAACAAAGCAAAUGAGGACUAUAUUUAUGCUGGUAGCUCAGGGGUCCAUGAAAUCAAACUUUUUAGUUUGAAAGAUGGUCAAGCAAAAGCUUCUAUUCUGGGUUUACCAAAAGGAAUUCUGAGCAUUGAUUAAAUGAAUACAACUGAUUCUAUUGUGUUUAGUGGGAUAGAAGGAAUGGUAAAUAUUUUUAAGGCAUGA
Paramecium tetraurelia is the source of this 1050-nucleotide messenger RNA. RefSeq lists its product as uncharacterized. The record is from RefSeq and is a predicted model, not a curated record. Gene Ontology annotation, molecular function: protein binding. The transcript is spliced from 5 exons. NCBI's taxonomy places the organism in Eukaryota, Ciliophora, Oligohymenophorea, Peniculida, Parameciidae.